Molecule: messenger RNA, 680 nt
Organism: Calidris pugnax (ruff)
Lineage: Eukaryota; Metazoa; Chordata; Aves; Charadriiformes; Scolopacidae
Gene: CRYBB3
Product: crystallin beta B3
Exons: 5
Coding region: 3-638 (211 amino acids)
Biological process (GO): visual perception; lens development in camera-type eye
Molecular function (GO): structural constituent of eye lens
Source: RefSeq, a predicted model, not a curated record
CAAUGACCGAGCAGCAAAGUCCCCCCGAGCAGAUGGCGACCGGGGAGGGUGCUGGCGAGCGAGUUGGCAAUUACAAGAUCACGAUCUACGAGCUGGAGAACUUCCAGGGGAAAAGGUGCGAGCUGACGGAGGAGCUCCCCAGCAUCACCGAGAAAGAGCUGGAGAAGGUGGGCUCCAUCCAGGUGGAGUUUGGCCCGUGGCUGGGCUUUGAGCGACAAGCCUUCGCCGGGGAGCAGUUUGUCCUGGAGAAGGGGGACUACCCACGCUGGGACUCCUGGUCCAACAGCCACAACAGUGACAGCCUGAUGUCCCUCCGUCCCUUACAGAUCGACAGCCCCGACCACAAGAUCCACCUCUUUGAGAACGCGGGCUACACCGGGAGGAAGAUGGAGAUUGUGGACGACGACGUCCCCAGCCUCUGGGCCCAUGGCUUCCAGGACCGCGUGGCCAGUGUCAGGGCCUUGAACGGAACGUGGGUGGGCUACGAGUACCCCGGGUACCGGGGUCGCCAGCAUGUCUUCGAGAAGGGGGAGUACCGCCACUGGAACGAGUGGGACGCCAACCAGCCCCUCAUCCAGUCCGUGCGCCGGGUGCGGGACCAGCAGUGGCACCAGCGGGGCUGCUUCGAGAACAGCUGAAGGACACCCCAGCCCCACGCUGCCCCCGCUGCCCCCGGGAUG